AUCCUUGCACGCUCGCGUACGCGUUUAGUAGCUGGCCGAUAGUCUGGCCGGCAGUCCUCCGCAGAGUAGUCGUGUAUACCUCGCCGCAUCGCACGAGACAGUAGUUGUAGAAGUAGUAGUAGUAGUACUAUAGUCGAGCGUGUAUACAGUAGAGCGAGUAUAAUACAGUGCUGCUGGCGCCGCUGCUCGAGUCCGACGUUUUGUUCGGCCGUGCGCGACGACAACUAUAUAAUACGACCACUUGAAGCUGCUGUUGCUGUUGCCUGUUGUCGCGUACAUCCAGUACGACUGUGCGUGUGUCACCACCGCCGCUGUUCAGCCGCUGUCUCCGCCGCCGCGCCGCUACUCGCCGAGCUUCCCACUUACAUACUUCUCUCUGACCUUAAACGCGAGAGCGACUCUUCUUUUCGCUGUUCUGUGCUGUGCUACUAAGUCAGUUUGUUGCACCAUGCGCAUCAUGCGGCUCCCGUUGCCCGGUAAACGUUUAUUUUUAGCCUUGGUGAUUUAGUCUCUGGUCUCCCCGAAAAGCUCGUGCUCGCGCGACUCUCUAUCUGUACAUAUCGUCGUUGUUGUGAUGAUACGAGUGCGCAAAAUUAUCUAAUAAACGAAGCUGCAGUGGCUUGGCCUAUUGCUACUGCUCAUGCCGUUGUUAUUACUGAGCGAAGAAAGCAACUACCGUCACCACUUCCACGACUACUACUGCUGCUACUGCUGCUGCUGCUGCUGCUGCUGCCGUUAUACUUCUCUGACGGACGGGCAACAGGACUCAAAGAGAAGCUACGAGGGACAAGUCAUCUUGCGGGUGCUAUUCAGGUCGCGUCGAGCUUGAGCAGCUCGGCGGCGAAUGGGUGCGCGCACGAUGUUCGCGAAAUUCAAAAGCGGCGGUAGCGCGGCCAGCGCUCAACCGGUGGCGCCCAACGCCCUCGAGUCCAAUCCAAUCUGCAAUCACUUCAAAGUCGGCAAGCAGGUGGCCACCGCCGGCCCGGAGAACGUCUGGCGCAUACUCGAGGGCUGUCGCAAGAGCGACGGCAAGGAGGUGUCGAUAUUUUUAUUCGAGAAACGUUCGGUGGAGAAAAUACACAAGCCAAAGAGAAAAGAAGCUGUAGCGGAAGUUCUGCGCGCUGGAGUAAAACACUUGGAACGAUUUCGACAUCCAAAAAUUCUACAGGUGGUGCAUCCGGUGGAAGAAUGCCCCGAGACGUUGGCCUUCGCUUCGGAGCCGGUCCUGGCGAGUCUCGCGAACGUCCUCGCGGCGGAGGAGCAGAAGCAGGCGGCUCUGGCGGGCCAGCAGCAGCAGCAACACCAAGGGGCCACCUCGAACGGGGGCCUGCUCAACAAUCAUCACGGCCAUCAGUCGCACGGCCAUCAUCAUCAGCAGCAGCAGCAGCAGCAACAACAGCAGCAGCAGCAGCAUCAUCAGCCGCAUCAACAGCACCAUCAAACGAGCUCGCAGCAACAGCAGCAGCAGUACCAUCACCAUCACCAUCAUCACCAGCAGCAACCGAGCAGCAGGCCCGUCUUCGCCAAGGAGUACGACAUGCUCGACAUCGAGAUCAAAUACGGACUUUUGCAGUGCACCGAGGCGCUGUCGUUUCUACACUACAGCUGCCAGUUCAUGCAUAGAAACGUCUGUCCGGUCAGCAUUAUGAUCACCAAGAAGGGCACCUGGAAACUCUUUGGCUUUGAGUUCCUCGAAAAAGUGAACGAAAUCGACGCCAUGGAUCCGAUUCCACUUCCACAAUGGACCAAUCGAAUACCCAAAAUGACUCAACCAAAUUUAGAUUAUAUCGCGCCCGAAGUGCAACAGAAAAAAGUCGGUAGCAUACUAAGUGACAUGUACAGCCUCGGGAUGGUCAUUUGCACCGUCUUCAAUCACGGCCGGCCACUCAUCCAAGCGAAUCAUAAUGUCUCGGAUUACCAAAAACAACUUGAAACGCUGGACGAGCAAGUGCGACAGCUGUUACCGAGAGUGCCAGUCCCUCUGCACGAGGCCGUAUCGCGCCUCCUGCACAAGGAACCCAGACACCGACCAACGGCUCAACUGCUUUCUCUCAUUAAGUACUUCAGUGAUCCAUCUGUACACGCUCUACAAUUUCUCGAUGUUAUCAACAUGAAGGAUCCAGCACAAAAAGGGCACUUUUACAAAAAUACCCUCAAAGAAGUACUGCCCUACAUACCCAGGAAAUUGUGGUACCAGCACAUCUGGCCGUACCUGCAGCACGAGACCCUCUCGCAGGAGGUGUUCGCGGCGGUGCUCCAGCCGAUGCUCUACAUCAUACAGAACAGCAGCCUCGAGAAUUACCAGACGAUACUGCUGCCGAAAUUUCGCUCGAUUUUCACGAUGCCCCGCUCGACGCAGGGCACGGUCGUCCUCUUGGAGAAUCUCCACGUCAUUCUCGAGAAGACGACGCUGGAAGAUAUUCAUCGGGAGGUUCUGCCCAUUCUCUACAACUCGUUCGAGAGCACGAGUAUACAAAUUCAGUCGGCAGCGUUCGUGGCCGUGGCGAACGUGACGGAUUACCUGGACGACCAAGCAAUAAGGCGCACGGUGCUCCCCAAGCUGAAGCUCGCCUUCCAGCACGGCACGACGGACCAGCGCGUACUCAUGCACGCGCUCUCUUGCAUACUCGAUCGGCUGGAGAAGGAGCAGAUAACCGAAGAGGUCUUGCCCAUACUCUGGGAAGCCAAGCUCCAAGAGCCCGAGAUAAUCGUCAGGGUUGUGGGCAUAUACAGGUUAAUGCUGAGCGACAAAAAAUAUGGAUUGACGGUGAACGUAAUGGCGACGCGCGUCAUGCCAUCGCUCUUGCCGCAAACCGUGAACCGUGGCUUAACUCUAGAGCACUUUACCAGUCUGAUCGAAGUUUUGCAAGAGAUGCUCAAUUUCAUCGAGAGAAACCAUGGAAAUAAACUGAAACUCGACAACGUAUCGCUGCUGAGCCCUGAGAAGCGGACGCUGCGCCAUCAAUAUAGCACCGACAACAUGCACGUGCCAGCCUUUAAUAUACCAAAUUUACGUAUCGAACAAAGGAAAACCUCCUCAGCGGAAGACAUGGCAAGGAAAAACUCGAUUGGUUCAAUGUCAAUGACGGCGUCCGCUGAAAACAUGACAAGGAAGAGUUCCAUGACCGCCAAUGUGCGUACCCGUGCUGCAGGCAUGUUGGGCAGCUGGUUCUACGGCUCGACAUCGUCGGCGAACGCGGACAGCAACUUUUUGCGGGUCGCCAACACGUUCACGUCGCGGCGCCUGUCCGACAACACCCUCAUGACACCGAAGAUCCGGAUAGCGCCCUCGUGCGCGAGCUCGCCCGGUGGCACGCCCGGCGGGGGUCUGCCCAUUAGGCGGCACUCGAGCACCGGGCCCCAAGAGAGGCGAGGUUCCAAUAUCAAUCUCUCACCACCCACGGGCGGCAUGCCGAUAACGAGCAGCAGCGUGCCGUACCUGCUGACGUCGAGCAUGAGCAGUAUAAGGAACUCGAGGCGACCCUCGGUCUCGUCCACCUCCUCCCAGCAGGGGCUGCUCCAGCAAUUCGGAUCCGGCAUGGUAAGACAACUACCCCCCAUCUGCCUCAACUUGAAUGGACCACCACCAACACUCUCUCCAUCACUACUGCAGCCAUCGGGACAAAUCUCCCACUGACCCAUGGUUACAGUUACCAACUGUUCGCUGGACGGUCAUAAGCCGGUGGAGAUACAGUUGGAACACGAAAACUCGUCGAUCAUCCUCUGAAAGUAACGACGGUGAGCUCAGCAGCUCACCAUAUAGGUAUCAUAAAUAUAUAUGCAGAAUGUGGCCAGUUUAUAUUUUACCGGAAAGGUUGCGCAGGCAUCUGUGUGUCUGUGUGUGUACAUAUUUGUAUGUAUAACGUAAGGUAUAGCCCAUAUCUCGAAUUAAUGCUCGCAUGCACACACGUCGUCCGGUCGACAUCAAAAACGCUCCAGCUCCGAGUGAUAUACAUUUUACGCGUGUAAACAGACUAAAAUGUUCGCUAUUUCGUGGAGAUUUUCCAAGUGCAUGUGCGGAAGCUCGUGUACAUUCUAUGCUUCUGCUGGAGGGAAAAUAAGCUGACAAAUGGAUUUUACAUAUAUUGACGAGUGAGGGACUGUUUGCAUUUACGUGAACACAUUGGUUUUCGGUUCCGAUCGCGAACACGCGACACGCUGGUUUGAUUAAUUUAUAGCUGAUGAUUUUCAGUACGAUUACUUCUAGUUUGUUGAGAGUACGCGAGUAAUGUUUAUCAUAAAAAACAGGAAUAGUCGUGAACGAACGCGCUUCAAAGAACUGUUUUUAAAAUGCGCCAAUUUUCUUUUUCAUUUAUUUUAACAAAAAAAAGUCUUUUUUAAAAAUCACGUUUCAAGCGUGAUUGAUCGGACGAUAUAGAGUUUUAUUUUUUUGCACAUUUUUAAUCUAAUCGGCGCUAUGCGUGUCGGACCUUUUUUUAAAAAAAAACUUUUUACUACACAUCAGCAAAACAGAAUAAUUUGUACAUACGUAGGGCGAAUUGAUUUAAAAGGAGGUGAUAAAGUAAAAUAGAAAGAAAAACGAAAGCCUAAAUAAAAUUUAAAAAAAAACUGUAGUUUUUCGUAACUGUUGUAAAAAGUUACAACAAAUUUAAUCCAUAAACUGACAAUCUUAUACCCACAGAUCGAUCGACACCAAUGUGGGUCGCAUCAAAACGUUAACUAAAACGAAUCAAAUGAAAAAGAUAAUGGGUGUAAAAAUUUCACUGAACUAUAACUGUGCGUCUCAUUAGUCAAGCAGUACUGUACUUUUAAAUAUAAAUUUCUAUCUGUAACUUUAUCGUAAGAAAACUAAACUCUUUAGUAAGGAUUGUGAGAGAUGUCUCAUAUUAUUUUUGCUGGUCAAAAUAAUAUUGAAAAAAAUAUCGACGAUGAGAUUAGAAUAAUACAAUAAUGAUGAAACAAAAAAUAUAUACAUAUAUAAAUAGUACAUACAAACAGAACAAUCAAGAUCGAGAAGCUAUCAAGGAGUAUUCCUUCCGUCAAUUGCUAAAUUCAAGUCACUGCAUCAACAAUCAUUAAUUCUUAAAAGUAGAUUUUAUAAAUUACACAAAGCAGUGCAAGCGUGUCAAUAUAGAAAAAAUAUAUAUUUGCUGGUGAGCUAAUGUUGUAUAUUUAAUUAAGGGGCUUUACUUCAUACUUAUUAUUUUAAAUGAGAAAGUCAAUCUAAAUCUGAUUUCUCUAUAAGAUUCAAUGUGAAAUAAUGCCUAUUUAAAAUAUAUCCAACUCAAAAGAGUAUUCUACUCGUUUCGUAUCAAGUGCAUAUUUGAUAUAUCUGAAAACGAUUUAAACUGACAAACUUUUAAUGCAAGCUCAGCACCUGUAAACAAAAUGAAAAGUCUUCAUUCUAAUAUAAAUUUAUUUCUUGAAUAGACAAUCAAUUUAUUGAUAUUGAUGUGACUAUUUAAUGUAUCACAGUGUACACAAAUAUCAACUUGUUUUAAUCGUAUUCUUUAUCUGCCAACCAAACAUUUAAGAAACGACUUAUAAUAAUAAACUCAAAACUUCUGUAUAUUUUCUCUUUCUGUGAUAAAAAUGAUAAUCUUCAAUGACAAUCUCAUUUCCUGAAAUAAGCCCCGUCCUAAAGUUCCAUGUAUCCUAUACAAUAUACAUUGAACAAGAGUUAAAAGAAAAUAAAGACUCAGAUUGGUACGAAAUUAUAUUGAAUUAGAAUAGAAAAUAAUAAAAAUUAUAUAUUAAUUGGUAAUGUCGUUAAAUAUGAUAAAAGGCGAUGACUGUCAUGAAUCGUGAUAUUGUUAGGAUAUAAGCUACAUACUUCAGAGUGGAAUAUGAAAAUGAAUUUAAACAAUAUAUUUAUACAAUGUUAUAGUAUCAGAAGGAAAGCCAAAAAUAAAUGUCAUUCAACACGAGAUUAAGAUUUUCGACCUGCUUUUGUACCUGAAAAAUUUACAGAAAUAUUUAUUUAUCUAUAACAUUUUAACUCGAUAUUUAUUCAUGUGUGCUUUAAACCUAUUUAAGGUGCUAAAUAUUAUUGUACAAAAAAAAGGGAAAUUUCAUUAAGACUUGGACUUAUAAAAUCAUAUCUUUCACUUUUCAUUUUUUUUAUAUCAAUUUAUUUAACAUUUAUUAUUGACAGAGAAUGAAACGAAAUGAACACAAUUAGAUAAUUAAUUAAAAGUAUUCGAAAGUAAAUGUUGAAACAUAAAAAUCAAAAAAUCAAUACUUAUCAUAUGACGCAAAAUUAAAUUCUCCAUAAAAUUAAAAAUUCACUCAGCGAAAAAAAAUUAAAAUGUUUAAUCUUUCAUUCAGCACUCUCUUAACAAAUAUUUGACUACAAUAAAAAAAGCAAUAAUGAAGACCACCGGUGUUACACAAAUAUUAUUUUUUAGGUUUAAUUUAUUUGUGCUAAAUGCAAAUUAUCGAGCCUUGGUCAAACCGUUCUUGUUGAAAACCUUUAAAAAAUUGACAAUCUUGCUAUAGGUGAUAAAUGAUGAAACUCUUAGAUUGAACUCUAUGACUCUACCUUAGAUGAGGUUCAAUCGAAUAAAAUAAUUAUAAUCUGAUUUUAAUUGUCAAAAUAAUAAAAUGAAAAAUAAUUCAUUGUUCAGUGGUUCAUUAAACGCAUAGACAAAAAAAUCAAGCGUAGGUUAAUUAAUGUGACCAUAUAGAAGGCUAAGUGUCCUUAUAUCCGACAAACAGAAAAUUGGAGUUUUACCCUAAUUUGAGUAUCUUCAAUUUUUUUAUUCGCAAUUACUGUUGAUAGAUACUUCAUGUUUCGGGAACAUCAAUUCUCUAUUUUCUAUAUUUUUAAAGAUAUUUAAAAAUCAAAGUAUAAUAAAGAAGAAUUUAAUCUUUCGAUUCAAUCAAUUAUUUUUGAACUUUAAUUUCUACUCUUCAAUGAAAAUGAAUAAGCUUCAAAAAACUUGUCAUGCUCAACUUUACUGGCCAAAAAACUGUGUUUAAAAAACCCUCAAUUGUUGUAGAAGAUUGAGUUCUAAAAUUAAAAUUUUUAAUUAAAUUGAUUUAUAUGACAUUUUUAUUCUAUUGCAAUUUUCUGAAACUUUUACUGAAUAUUUCUCCAAAAAUAUGUUGAACUUAUGUUAAACUUAAUUUUGAUGCUCUUUUCAUAUAGCCCUGUGAAGAAAUAUACAGUACAACUUUCCAAAAAUGGGGCUCAACAUUUGAUUUUUGGACUAGUUUCACCACCCCAUUAACUAAAAUCCUAAAAUAUUAAAAAUAUAAAUGUACAAUGUAUUGGUGAACAAUAAUAAAAUUAAGCUUGUACAAAAUUUUCAUCGAGUACUAUAAUCUCAGUCAUUAAUUUAAAUUAUUGAAUUCGAAUAAAAUUAUUUAUGCUUAUUUUGCGAUAGCUUAAUAUUUUGUUCGAGUUCAAAAAAUAAGUACUACUACUAUUUUGAUUAAAAACGUAUGUACUAAGGUAGAAUUGAAAUGUGAAAGCAAUGUUAGUUAUUUUUCAUGAAUUUAUUUCGUAUAACAGUAAACAUGAACAUUUGGUGUAUAUGUGUUGUAUUAAGUACGGAAAAAAUAUGUAAACAGAGUACGAACUAUUAUAAGCAAGCGAUCAUGAUAAUGUUUACGCCUACAUAAAUCUUAUUUACGAACAUUGACGAAAGUUAAAAUUAAAUAAACUAGUAAAACCAAUUUUUUGGCGUCUCCGCGUCAUAAAUCUGCAUCUGUAAUAAAAUACUUAUCUGAUUUAUUUAUGUCACUUUCAAAAGAAUACUGAACAUACGGAAGGGUUUUAUAUAUAAUAAUAUCCUCUCGAAAGAUAGUAUCUUAAUUCUUCGAUUGUUUAUGUGUAUCCAUUUUUAAAUUGGAAGUCAAAAUAAACAUUUGAAUAAUAUGAAAAUCUUAUUUAUCUUGAGCGUAGAGUAAUGUUUGGUAUUUGAAAAAACAUUUCCAGAUAGUUCUGCAAAUGUUAAUCGUUAUUCUUGAUAUUACGAUGAAUAUUUUUUAUGCCCAUAUAAAAUAAAUGUACAUUGAAGUAUAUCAAUCAAAAAAUUGUAUAAUAUUAAAAAGACAACGUCAUUCCUUACAUAUGUCAGAAAAGAUAUAUAUGCGUAUAAAUAUAAAUAAAAUUGUAAAAAAACAAAUGAAGGGAAAUAUUUUAAUGUGAAGUUACAAAGGUUAUAAAAGAUUUAUCGAACAUCAUUCCCCUUUACCCGUCCCAAAAAUGAUGCAUAACGCAUAAAAUGAAAAAGUAUAAAAAAAAAGAUAAAAAUGAAAAUAAGUAUAUCUAAACGACCUAAUUUUCGUUUUGCAUUGCCUUAGACAACGGGAUAGAAUGAACGUAUUACAUAUAGCUAUGAAAAUAUGAACACUUUCAAAUUAUAAAUUAGAGCUACGUAAUAUUCUAUUUUGUAAACAUGAAAAAUGACAAAGUCUAAAAUAAAGAAAAUAUUAUUACAAUAAGAAUAAUCGCUGGGCGAUUAACUUACAUCAAGUAACUGUGCUACUCCGAUGUAAUAAAAUAAUAAUGUUAUGUAAUUAACAUACAAGUGAUGUUUUAAAUCAACGAGAAAAAAAGCAUCAGCAAACAUGUGUCCUCGUAAUUAAAAAAGUCACUUGACUCGAUUGUACACUAUUUAGAAUGAAAAACGCAAUGAAUGUACGAUAUCUAAUAAAUGUAUUCUGCACCAAUUA
Trichogramma pretiosum is the source of this 8643-nucleotide messenger RNA. It is a transcript of the gene bma, whose product is annotated as SCY1-like protein 2. Lineage: Eukaryota; Metazoa; Arthropoda; Insecta; Hymenoptera; Trichogrammatidae. The record is from RefSeq and is a predicted model, not a curated record. Bases 845 to 3637 code for a protein of 930 amino acids. Gene Ontology annotation, biological process: protein phosphorylation. Gene Ontology annotation, molecular function: ATP binding; protein kinase activity. The transcript is spliced from 16 exons.